Messenger RNA from Struthio camelus australis, 2672 nucleotides. The record is from RefSeq and is a predicted model, not a curated record. NCBI's taxonomy places the organism in Eukaryota, Metazoa, Chordata, Aves, Struthioniformes, Struthionidae.
GUGCUGCCCCUCGCCCGGCGUCGGGGCUGGGUGAGGCCCGAGAGAGCAAAGCCUGAGCCCCCCCUGCCUUUUCCGCUUCCCAGUCCUGUCUCUGCCCCAUUCGCCCGCCUCCGCCGACUCCCAGCUCCUCGCCCGGAGGAAGGGUGCGUGUAGCGUGCAUCUCCCAUCCACCGAAAUCUAUGAUCAGCUCGGUGUGUGUCUCCUCCUACCGUGGACGCAAGUCUGGGAACAAACCACCCUCCAAAACAUGCCUGAAGGAAGAGAUGGGCAAAGGGGAAGACUCGGACAAGAUCACCAUCAAUGUAGGGGGCACCCGGCAUGAGACCUACAAAAGCACCCUACGGACUUUGCCGGGUACCCGCCUGGCCUGGCUCGCCGACCCCGAUGCCCAGAGCAACUUUGACUUUGAUGGGAAGAGCAAUGAGUUCUUCUUCGAUCGCCACCCCGGGAUCUUCUCCUACGUGCUCAACUACUACCGCACGGGCAAGCUGCACUGCCCUGCAGACAUCUGCGGGCCCCUCUUCGAGGAGGAGCUGACCUACUGGGGCAUCGACGAGACGGACGUGGAGCCCUGCUGCUGGAUGACCUACCGCCAACACCGCGAUGCUGAAGAGGCCCUGGACAUCUUUGAGAGUCCUGAGCCUGGCGGAGGGGCUGGUGGAGAGGAGCCCGAAGAGGAAGGGGGUAGGGAGAUGGCUCUGCAACGCCUGGGCAUGGAUGAUAGGCCACCGGGGGCUGCCGGGGCUGCUGGAGGGGGUGGAUGCUGUCGGAAUUGGCAGCCCAAGAUGUGGGCGCUCUUUGAGGAUCCCUAUUCAUCCAAGGCAGCAAGGGUAGUUGCUUUUGCCUCGCUAUUUUUCAUCCUGGUCUCCAUCACGACCUUCUGCCUGGAGACGCACGAGGCCUUCAACAUUGAUGUCAAUGUGACGGAGACCCUCGUGGUUGGCAACACCACAACGAUCCUGCUGACGCACAAAGUGGAGACGGAGCCCAUCCUUACCUACAUCGAAGGUGUCUGCGUCCUGUGGUUCACCCUCGAGUUCCUGGUUCGCAUUAUCUGCUGUCCAGAUAAGCUUCUGUUCAUCAAAAACCUCCUCAACAUCAUUGACUUUGUGGCCAUCUUGCCCUUCUACCUGGAGGUAGGUCUUAGCGGCCUGUCCUCCAAAGCUGCCCGGGACGUGCUGGGCUUCCUGCGGGUGGUCCGUUUCGUCCGGAUCCUCCGGAUCUUCAAGCUGACACGGCACUUUGUGGGCCUUCGGGUGCUGGGCCACACGCUCCGGGCCAGCACCAAUGAAUUCCUGCUCCUCAUCAUCUUCCUGGCCUUGGGGGUCUUGAUUUUUGCCACCAUGAUCUACUACGCCGAGCGGAUCGGAGCCAAGACGUCUGACCCACGUGGGAGUGACCACACUCACUUUAAGAACAUCCCCAUAGGGUUCUGGUGGGCCGUGGUCACGAUGACGACCCUGGGCUACGGCGACAUGUACCCCAAGACCUGGUCAGGCAUGGUGGUGGGGGCUCUCUGUGCAUUGGCCGGGGUGCUCACCAUUGCCAUGCCUGUGCCUGUCAUUGUCAAUAACUUUGGGAUGUAUUAUUCACUGGCCAUGGCCAAGCAGAAGCUGCCAAAGAAGAAGAAAAAGCAUAUACCCCGUCCGGCCCCGCUGGACUCCCCCACCUACUGCAAAUCUGAGGAAAACUCUCCUCACAACAGCACUCAGAGCGACACUUGUCCCCUGGCAGUAGAGGAGGGGGCGGCUGAGCGGAAACGGUCAGACUCUAAGCAGAAUGGUGAAGCCAACGUGGUGCUGUCAGAUGAGGAACAGCCGCUGUCGCCGUCUGACGAGGAGAAACGGCCUAUGCGGCGCUCCAGCACGAGAGAUAAGAACAAGAAAUCUUCCACGUGCUUCCUGCUGGCCACAGGUGACUUCUCCUGCACAGCAGAUGGAGGCAUCCAGAAAGGCUAUGGAAAAUCCCGGAGCCUAAGCAGCAUAGAUGGUGUGGCAGGAUCCACGGUGGCCUUGGCCCCCCUCGUGUCGCGCUACAGCUCUCCCUGUCCGCUGAGGCGCCCCUGUUCUCCCGUCCCCUCCAUCCUCUAAACGCCGUCCGGAUGCUGCUUUGUUGUGUCGGCUGCGCGCUCCCCGCUCCACUGUGUCGCUCUGUCCCCCCCGUGACACCGUGUCUCCGCGCUGCCCCUUGGUGUUUGGCUAGAGGUUCGCCGGGAGAGGAGACCCGAGCCGGGACGUCUCCGUCGUCGAGAAGCGGGCUCGGACCUUCUCCAGCCGAGCGCUGCCUCCGUGCUGCCCCCUGCCCAGUUUGCAGGCGACCUGUAACAUCUCCGUAGAGCAAUCGUGUCUUCUCAUAUCCAUGUUUGGGACAGUCCCUGGGGGUAUGUUUUCUGCUUGAUGGUUUUUUUUUUUUCCCCCCUCCUUGAAACCUUAUUCGCCCCCAAUAAAAUGGGGCAAGGGCAUGCAAUCCCCCUUGGUGUUGAACCCUCCUUCCCGUGGGCCACUUGCACUUGGGCAAAGGGUGGAGGAAACAUAAAGAAGGACGCGUUGGCUGAUGAAAUGAAACCUUGUCUGAAAUGGCUGAGUUCGUAUCCUUUUAGGUUUUUUUUUUUCUUGAACAGCCUCACCUUUCUGGAGGCAGCUGACGAAUAAAUCUCUAUUCCUUGUCCAGCA